This is a messenger RNA of Schistosoma haematobium, 1901 nucleotides long. RefSeq lists its product as uncharacterized. The record is from RefSeq and is a predicted model, not a curated record. Gene Ontology annotation, cellular component: nucleus. Bases 431 to 733 code for a protein of 100 amino acids. Lineage: Eukaryota; Metazoa; Platyhelminthes; Trematoda; Strigeidida; Schistosomatidae. The transcript has 7 exons.
CCGGUACAGUUGGUUAUAAUAAUAAUUGUUUUUAUUAAACCAGUCGUGUUCUCGUGAUAAACGUGAGUCACUACAAUCUAAUCUAGCUAGCGGUUGCAGGGGAUGUUGAGCACGGUGUUCCCACUCGUGAUCUUGUACGGAUGCAUGACCGAGCGCCUUCAUCUGGGUGAGCCCAAUAAAACUAACGUGUAUCGUUAAUAUACCUAGGUUACUGCCUGGAGGUACUUGUGAUCCACAGCUGUUACACACAGAAGCCCGUAAAGCAUAAGCUUCUUCUAUUCCGUCCACAAUCACUUGAACCAUGUGAACCAUUUAUCAUUAGGUCGCUCAAGGUCGUGGAAAGCGGUAUGGUUGCCUCGAUUUUGGUAUUGCUUUUGUGCUGAGUGUUGUCUUUAUCUUCCUUUGGUAAAUGUACUUAACAUUUUAGACUAUGCCGUAUCUAAUGGAUGAAGAAGUUUCUAGCGAUGAAUCCAUCGAAUGUAAAGAUGUAGAGAUUGAUUACGAAAAUUUGUCCAAAAAUACUACAGGACCACCGAGUUAUGCAUCUCUAGCUCAGAAAGAUUCAGCAAAGAAACCGAAAAAUCCAGGUGAUUUACAUACGAGUAAAGGAAAGGUGUUGAAUUAUCUCCGGAUACCGAAAGCUGUUGAUUUCAUGUCUCCAGAUCUAACUGAAUAUGUUACAGAAACCCAAAGGGCAGGCCUAAUUGCACAACUUAAAGCUAAUAAAGACUAAUCCUACGAAAUUUCUUAAUUUUUUCUCACAACACAUGCUUAGCCUAAACAAUAGAUGUCUUAAAGUAUAUGUUAAAAAAUAGUACAUGUUGAAUAUAAAUCUGUCAAACCAUGUUUUUGUAUGUUCACGAAUAUUCGAUUAGAUGAUUCAGUAUUAAACAAUGAUGUUCCCUGUUUUUUCACCACCUAUGCGAAUUAUAAAUUCCCGAAUUUCUAGUUCUCGACUGGGUCCUUUUGGCACAAAAGUUUUCUUUAGAAUUGGGAGGCUGAUUUAUCCAUGCGUUCAGCUUUUUUUGUCAAAAUAUAAGAUAUCAGGACAUACCCUUUGCCAAUUUAUACCAUAUGGCCAUUGCUUUUCCUUGUCGUCUAUAUUCUAGUUGAAUUAUAAAUAGCUAUAUAAUACUGAACUCUUGUGACUUACAAUUUACGUUUCAGAGACUUUGAUGUAAAAUAUUGGUAGGUUUUUAUCACACGGCAAAAAAACUGAAAAAUCUCUUUACAUCUAUUCAUAUAUAUCCAUCCACGAUAUAAUGUUUCGUAUAAUAUGUCACCGGUAAAUGUCAUAUCAAAUAAGUUAAUGAUAUUAUUUUGAAGUAACCAUGAAAAACGUGAUGAUCAUUAGAAGACAUGAGGUUGAACGGUAUGAAAGGUAGCCUAUGCUCAGUGUGUUUCCAGCUAAAAAUCCAUAAAGUCACACACACUAGCAGAUGGUAAGGUUCAAGGGUUGAUUAGGAUCAAAGUCAUGAACUUAGCUUAAUUUUAUAUCUCUUUUAUGGAAUUCAGUUCAUUUUCUAGUUUUCAAAGUGUGUAAAAUGCAGCUUUGUUUAAACGUGCCCAGUUUUUUACAGCGAAAUUUGUAUCUUACUUGUCGAAAACAAGUUUAGGAAUUAUCCUCUUUUGGCACGAACCUGGCAGUUAAUUACACCCGGGCAGUAUCACAAUCCUCAUUCAAAUCAAUGAUAACUACGACUGGAAAAUUCCUCUUACCCCCAAAUGCCUUGGUACGGUCGAGGGUGGGGAGAGUCUGUCUCCUUUGCGAAAUGCUCUCACAUGGCCACGUGCAUACAAUCACUGCCAGGGAAGUCCUACUCACUGCCUUUUCGCGGUGGGCUGUUGUUUACGAAAUUGAGAGGACGAACAGCGAAUGCCCGGAGCUUUAGCCACCGGCU